This is a messenger RNA of Penicillium salamii, 2196 nucleotides long. The record is from the annotation of a GenBank genome assembly. Lineage: Eukaryota; Fungi; Ascomycota; Eurotiomycetes; Eurotiales; Aspergillaceae.
AUGGCCGAAUUACCGGGUCAAGCUGCGGCCUCCCGGUCAUCUGCGCCGCGAGUACGACUUACCUGCGAGGCAUGUCGCCAACGCAAGGUAAAAUGCGAUAAGCUCAGCCCAUGCACCAGUUGCCAGCGACUGGGCCUUGUUUGUGUCCCUGUGGAGCGAGCUCGCCUGCCUCGGGGCCGCACGCGCAAACCCACUGAAAGAAUUGUGGGCUCGGACAAGGAACUCUCGGAGCGGGUCGCCAAGCUCGAGAAGCUCCUCAAGAAAGUCGCCAAUGAGCGCGGCAGCGAAGAGCAAAGAAAUCCAACCCCAACUCCGCCGGUGGUUAACAUUGAACCGGCUCCCAUCUCUGGAAAGCAAGACCCUGCUGCCGAGCCUGGUAUUGUGGAAACCGAGGGUUGGCAAGAUCAGAAUGAGUUGCUCCCCACUCAGGUUCCCCGUCCCGGGACGGCUUAUAUGGGAGUUUCAUUUUGGGAAGAUAUCAUGCAGCAGACGCAAGAGCUGCGCAGCGUUCUAGACGGACGUCUAGAAAGCGAACAGCCUGAAUCCAAAGAUCCAAACGCUGUAUUUGGAACGUCCAUUGUCAGCUCGGAGAGCCCAGAAAGCUCUUCAAUUUCAUUGCAAUCAAGGAAGGGGUUGCAUCUACAACCUCAUAUUCGACACAAGUUAUGUGAUACCUUCUUCCAUAAUGUCGAUCCUCUGUUCAAAAUUCUACACCGGCCAUCCAUGCAAGCUUUCCUCAAGGAAGACAAGCCGUAUCUGAAUUAUGACAUGGAUCACCAAGCACCAGCCACUCUUGCAUCCGCUGUCUAUCUUGCAGCUGUCUGCACUCUGAGCAACAAGGAAAUCCAGACAUUGUUUAAUACAAACAAAAAAACCAUCGUUGCGGAAUUCCAGAAAGAGAGCGAGAUUGCGCUCGCCAAGGUGGAUUUCGUCACUACUAACGAUGUGACUGUUUUGCAGGCCUAUAUUAUCUCUCUGCUCGCUGCACGAUCUCAAGAUCAAAGCCGAAGAGUAUGGACCAUGCUGGCCAUGGCCCUUCGAGUAGGUCAAGCAUUGUCGCUGCACAUGCCAGAGCCCCCAUUCAGCGUGCGCCCGUUCGAACACGAGAUGCGCAGACGCGCAUGGCUAGGAAUCGGUCUUCUUGAUGUCGCAGCCUCUCUUGACAGAGCAUCUGAACCAAUGAUGCAAGCAGCCUGGCUCGACUACAAUCCACCUUCGAACAUCAACGAUGAAGAUAUCUGGUUCGACAUGACAGGGCCUAUCCCCCAACAUCCCGAGGGAACAUUCACAGACAUGACACAUACACUGGUUAUUGCCGCGUCAUCAUCUGUGACCCGCUCACUUGCAUUUGCAGACUUCAUCGAGCCCACCGUGAAGAUUAUGAGUUUGCGACAACAGAUCGUUCACGACUUCCAGCAAAAGGCCUCUGAUCUCCUCAGUGGAUGCAGACCUGAUCUCUCGGAUUUCCAGUGGUUCGCGCAAAAGACCGCCGGUGUGAUGGGCAGUUGGCUUCAAUUAGCCUGUCUCCGACCGUUGCAGCGAAGCAAGAACUUCACGCCCCCGAAAGUCCACGGCGACGCCUUACUCAAAAUUGCAGCAGAUAACCUCCAAUGGACACAGGAGGCAUACGAUUAUCCCGGCGCUGCAGAUUGGCGCUGGUACGCGUCCAUGUGGGUUCCGUGGCACGCGUUGGCUGUCGCCAUCGCCGAGCUCUGCGUGUGCAAGAGUUUGAGUGUCAUGUCAAAGUACUGGGGUGUUGUGGAUAAUGUCUACCAACGAUCGCGAGUCAUUAUUGCAGACUCGCAGCAGGGAAUGCUUUGGAAGCCCAUGGAAAGACUCAUGACUCAAGCUAUUAACCGGAGAAAGGAACUGGUUCAGCUGGAAGCCGCUCAGGGUGUUGUUCAGCAACCUCAAUACGCCUAUAGUAACAUGGACUCCGGUCUUGGUCCGCAGCAAAUCCCACCUUUUGCGGGAUUCUCGGUCGAGUUGGAAGAUGCUAUCAAUCAACCGCGCAACACUCACAUUGCGGAAGUGCCGACUUCUUUCGCGCCGGUGCCAUGGCCUAACGUGUGGGAUGCUAUGGAUCUUAGUGACCCUACUUUGCAGGGAGGAUCUGAUGACACGGCCUGGCUGAGCUACGAGAACUUCAUUGAGAAUGUCUACGAUAGCGUGGACUCUAUUUUCUUGCCUCGGUGA